AGCGAGCCUUGUAGGAGCUGUUGUCCGAGCGGAUAGGUGGGACCGAAGACAGAGGAAAAUAAGUGCUUGUAGCUGUGGGGAAGUAAUUCACGGCACUGAGCUGGGACCACAGAUUAAGUUCUGUUGCAUCAGUUUCGUAGCAGGUGACCCCCACCCCUUCGCCAAAAUCCGGCUAUUAGAUGUGACCACGAGGUUGAUCAGGAGAAGCCACCAUGUCUUAAACACAGACGGGCCCUCUGGAGCCCUGUCCCCCCACCCUGGACCCCCCUCCCCCUCCCCCAUCCACCACCUUACCCCUUCUCCAAGCCCCAUCCCACUCCCAGAUCUCCCUGCACAUGUGAGGGACAGGCUACCCAGCCCUGGCUCCCCCCUGGCACACCCCUCCCCUCCCUCCGGAGAGAUGAACCUGCAGAAGCACCAGCAGUUGGGUGGUGGUAGCAGUGGGGUGAUGGGCUCUAACCGGGAUCUACAGUCUACUGCUUCUUCCAUCUCUCUUCCCUCUGUGAAGAAGGCCCCCAAGAAGAGGCGCCUUUCCCUGGCCUCUCUUUUCAGACGGCGAGGUCGGGAGCCCAAAUCAGGGCGCCAAAGGUCUCGAGAGCUCCAGCCCCCUGGACCUGGAGGGCUUGGAGGGGUGGAUGGCAUUGCCAGCAUCGAGAGCAUCCACUCUGAGAUGUGUAAUGACAAGAACUCUGCCUUCUUCUUUGUGGCUGGGACCGGAGCUGCCUCUGCUGCUGCUGCUUCCACCUCAUCUGCCUCAGGGCCUUCUUCCUCUACCUGCUCCUCCUCCAAGGUGGGGGGUGGGGUGGGGGCAGAGCUACUGGAGUGCCCGCUGUGCCUUCUGCGCCACUCCAGGGAGAACUUCCCUGACAUCAUGACCUGUCACCACCGCUCCUGCAUCGAUUGCCUGCGCCAGUACCUGCGCAUUGAGAUCUCAGAGUCUCGUGUCAACAUCAGCUGCCCUGAGUGUUCGGAGCGUUUCAACCCGCACGACAUCCGCAUGAUCCUGGGUGACCGGGCGCUCAUGGACAAAUACGAGGAGUUCAUGCUGAGGAGGUGGCUUGUAGCUGACCCUGACUGCCGCUGGUGCCCUGCGCCGGACUGUGGGUAUGCAGUGAUCGCCUUCGGGUGUGCCAGCUGUCCUAAAAUCACUUGCAGCAGGGAGGGCUGCGGUACAGAGUUCUGUUACCACUGUAAGCAGCUGUGGCAUCCCAAUCAGACCUGUGAUGCAGCACGACAGCAGAGAGCCCAGAGCCUCCGCCUGAGGACGGUCCGCUCGUCCUCCCUCAGCUACAGCCAAGAGAGCGGAGCUGCAGCUGAUGACAUUAAGCCAUGUCCACGCUGCGCUGCUUACAUCAUCAAGAUGAACGACGGCAGCUGUAACCACAUGACCUGCGCCGUCUGUGGCUGUGAAUUCUGCUGGCUCUGCAUGAAGGAGAUCUCAGACCUGCACUACCUGAGUCCAUCAGGCUGUACUUUCUGGGGGAAGAAGCCAUGGAGCAGGAAGAAGAAGAUUCUUUGGCAACUGGGAACGCUUGUGGGUGCCCCUGUUGGCAUUGCACUCAUCGCUGGCAUUGCUAUCCCCGCCAUGAUUAUUGGGAUCCCUGUAUAUGUGGGAAGGAAGAUCCAUAACCGCUAUGAAGGCAAAGAUAUUUCCAACCAUAAGAGGAACCUGGUGAUCGCUGGUGGAGUGACACUCUCUGUUAUUGUGUCUCCAGUGGUGGCUGCAGUCACUGUCGGCAUUGGUGUUCCCAUCAUGCUGGCUUAUGUCUAUGGUGUGGUGCCCAUCUCACUGUGCCGUAGCGGAGGUUGUGGCGUCUCAGCUGGGAAUGGCAAAGGAGUUCGCAUAGAGUUUGAUGACGAGAAUGACAUGAAUGUUGGCAGUGGUGCAGCUGCCACCGAUACUACAUCAGUGGCAGACACAAGGAACAACCCCAGUAUAGGUGAGGGCAGUGUUGGUGGACUGACAGGCAGCUUGAGUGCCAGUGGCAGCCACAUGGACCGUCUGGGGGCCAUGAGGGACAACCUGAGUGAGACAGCGUCCACCAUGGCCCUGGCCGGAGCCAGCAUUACUGGCAGCCUCUCUGGCAGUGCCAUGGUCAAUUACAUAAACAGGCUGGAGGUGCAGGCUGAUGUACAGAAGGAGCGCUGCAGUCUGAGCGGUGAGUCUGGCACUGUCAGCCUGGGUACAAUCAGCGACAACGCUAGCACCAAAGCGAUGGCUGGAUCCAUUCUCAACGCAUACAUGCCCCUCGACAGAGAUGGGAACAGUGUGGAGGUCCAAGUUGACAUUGAAUCCAAACCUGGCAAACUACGGCACCACAGUGGCAGCAGCAGCGUAGAUGACGGCAACCAUGUUGGUCGCUGUGGCUGGACCUGCCCUUCCAAUGGUUGCACCUCGUCAGAAGGUAAAGGAACCUCCGCUAAGUGGGCCAAAGAGGCAUCCUGCUCCUCCUCGUCCAGCUCGGGGGGCAAAAAGAGCAAAGGCAAGCUGCGCAAGAAAGGCGGCGGAGGCACCAAGAUCAACGAGACGCGGGAGGACAUGGACGCUCAGCUGCUGGAGCAGCGCAGCACCAACUCCUCAGAGUUCGACUCUCCCUCACUGAGCGGCAGCCUGCCGUCUGUGGCCGACUCCCACUCCAGCCACUUCUCCGAGUUCAGCUGCUCCGAUCUAGAAAGCAUGAAGACGUCCUGUAGCCAUGGCUCAGGUGGAGGCGACUACCACACGCGCUUCGCCAACGUCAGCCCCCUACCCGAGGUGGAGAACGACCGCCUGGAGACCUGCCCCUCUUCUUCCUCCUCCUCCCAGGGACAAGGAGCUGUGAUCACUCCCCACUCCCCCACCUCCUCCCUAGGCCACGGCGCAGAGCACCCCCCCCUCUGCUUCAUCACAGAGGAGAAUGUCAACCUGGUGUGCCCCGCUGAGCUGGACUCUCACAGCAACACCAGAGAGCUGCUAAAAGAAACCAACAACAACAACCAACAACCACAGCACCCAACCCAAACCCAGCAGCAGCCUAAGAACUCCUGUAUACAGACUGACAUAUGAAAUCUUAAUACCUUAA
This is a messenger RNA of Micropterus dolomieu (smallmouth bass), 3062 nucleotides long. RefSeq names its product E3 ubiquitin-protein ligase RNF19A-like. Gene Ontology annotation, cellular component: ubiquitin ligase complex; cytoplasm. The record is from RefSeq and is a predicted model, not a curated record. NCBI's taxonomy places the organism in Eukaryota, Metazoa, Chordata, Actinopteri, Centrarchiformes, Centrarchidae. Gene Ontology annotation, molecular function: ubiquitin conjugating enzyme binding; zinc ion binding; ubiquitin protein ligase activity. The transcript has 10 exons. Gene Ontology annotation, biological process: protein polyubiquitination; positive regulation of proteasomal ubiquitin-dependent protein catabolic process; ubiquitin-dependent protein catabolic process. The coding region runs from base 401 to 3046 and encodes 881 amino acids.